Messenger RNA from Styela clava, 5527 nucleotides. Lineage: Eukaryota; Metazoa; Chordata; Ascidiacea; Stolidobranchia; Styelidae. The record is from RefSeq and is a predicted model, not a curated record.
CCUAAAAUUAUGGCCUAACCCUAACCUAGUACACAUAUUACAUUCCGAUGUCCGCCAUCUUGGUUCGCAUACUUCGGGAGCCCCUAAAAAAGAAUACUUCACGUUCACAAUACUUAUCUUGAAAAUAUACCUGAAUGGUACUAGUAUUAUAAUACAUAUAAAAUGGCAUUCCAGUCUAUCAUUCUGUUUGCAAUUAUUUGCUGACACCUAGGGGUGAAUAUUUUUGUUUGAUAGAGGUAAUAUAAUUGAGUAAUUGGUCCAAUGCUGAUUGAUAUAUUUUUCCUCUUAAUAAAAGAACUAUUUUUUGUAGCAACACAUUAUCAAAACAUUGGGGUUUGUUUAAAAUAUUUGUUCAGUAAAUACUAUACUAGUUUUUUUAAUUAAUUUAUCACACUCAGUUGCCAAUCAAAUGUUUCUAGAAUUCAUGCAUAUUAUUGAAAGGAAAAUUCUGGAACUCAGAUUUUUGAUACUGUGUUCCCAUGAGUGCAAGUGCCAAGAAUUGGUGUUGUUGUUGCUACUUUGUUACUUUGAAAGACGAAAAACACAUUAAUCAUAUUGCAUUUCUAUAAUAAUGUUUAUAGAAUUUGUUUUAGUUGACUUCGUGUUUUACUAAAUUUGGUUUCAUUCAGAAUUUGGGGAUUUUUCAAUGAAUGGGUCAAAAAUUAUAUUUUUAAUCACGAAACAGAAGAGAGUGGGUCACAUAUAUUUAAUCAAUGUUUGUAUCUAUAAGAAACUUUUAAAACAAAUCUUAUAAGCUUCUGUUGGUGUAGUUUUGGGCUUUACUUAUGCGGCACUUCUAUCAGGGACUUAUUGGGGCACUCGAUUUUAUGAAAUUAGAAUACUAAAACACACAUAUGAAUUGCCAAAAACGUUUUGGAUGAUACGACAAAUUAUUUUAUGGUGCCCAAGAGUUUGGAGGGAAUUCCACUCUGAUAGUGUUAUAUUUUUUGAUCGGCUUUCAACCACAUUAAGGCAUUUUUACACUAUUCUAUUGUUAUUUCGGAUUUCUAGGGUUUAUAUUUCAAGUCUGAAAGAUUUUGUUUUCUCAACGGUAUUGUAGGCUAGAAACUAAUAAAAUUAUCAUACCGCCGCGGAAAUUAACAACUGACGGUACAUUAUAAUAGUUUAGUUAUUGUUAAAUUAAUAUAAGGCUGGUUUUAUCAAUUUUCAUCACUGAUAUGUUAGCAUUUUUUUUAUUUUAUUCAUGCCUUGGCGAAUCACGGAUAAAACGCGGUGGGUCACUUUGUGACCCGCUGGUCAGUGGUUCGCCGUCCUUGACCUAAUCGACCAUUACUGCUAUCUAUCACUGAAAAAAAAUACUGCAUUUUUUUUGUCAUUGGCAAUAUCACAUUAUACUAAAAUGAAUCCCUCUAACAUCAAAUAUUAUAUAGAACCAUUCUGUAUGUAUAUAUAGGGCCAUCAAAAAUUGCAAUAUAAUGUUCUAACUAAUUUUAUUUUUAAAUAUAUCAACAUCUAAUGCAUUGUGCAAUGGAUUUGCAAUAUAUCACAUACACAAUUCUAUCUACAAUUCUAUAUUCUAACAUGUGUUCUAAAUUUGUUUGAUAUCUUUUUAUUUUAUUAUUUUAGAUUAUGUUAUUCUCGAUUGUUUGUUUGUCAUUUCAUUUUCCUUCAGUUUUGCUUCAAUCACAUUUUUUUAAUUAUUUUUUAGUAGAUUUCAAAAUCAAAUCAAACAAUAUAAUUUUCAACAAUUAUUACUUAUGUCUAGAAUGAAUUUUAUUUUUUUCUGUAUCUUGUCCCAUGGCGUAUUUGUAUAAUACUCAUAUUCGAAUAAGCAUUAUGUUCAAUCAGCCUGAGCUUCCUGAGGAAAUUGCUUCAGGAAUCAUUUAUCAUGUUUUACUUUGGUUUGAUUUGGAAUUUUUGAUCAAUAGUCCACCAUGAGACAGAUAUUCAGUUGUUCACUUAAUCGAAUGAUUUCCCAUUAAUUUAUUAUCAACAAAAUAAGGUUUGAUAUUCAAGCUUUGGGAGCCCUUUUGAGACUAAUGAAUUGGAAUUUCCCUAUUUUUUCCUUAUGACAAAUUCAUGUUUUUGUAUACAGCAUAACUUGAAAUAAAUUUAUUUGUUUAUUCCUACAUUGACAUUUGUCUUCAAAAUAAUUGUGAAAUUGGAAACCUUCAAGCUUCAGUAAAACCUAGUUAUUUCAACAUGUGAUCCUUUCUGUACAUUAACACAAAAAUAUUUCUCUAGCCUGUAAUGCUUUGACAUGAUAAACAUGAGAGUUGUUAUCUGUCAUGGCAGGAUUAGAUCAGAUCAAGCUUUGUGCCAAUGUAGGUUAGUUAUUGCAAUUGACUGUCUUUUUCUGAUAAAACAUAUUUUAUCUAAUUUGUUUUAGAGAUCAAUUAUCUGAAUGCUCUAUAAUGAUAAGAUCAUUUGUACAUAGGCUAUUUUUUGGGCGAAACCAUCAUGGAUUUCCGAAAGUUUUGCGUAAUUUUACCAUAACCGGACAUCGAAAAAACAUGGGAAAUGAUAUGUUCGAAAACGACAAUCUUACAUCCCAAGAGGACGAAAAUGAAUUCGAUCCUGCCAUGUUCAGAAACGAAGCUCAUUUAAUUGGAAAAGUUGUUCUUAAUCCUAAACCAAUAUAUUUAAAGGAUGAAACUCUUGUUGGAUACACAUUCCUAUUGAACGUUUCUCAACCUCAAUAUCGACCUAUUUAUUGUAACGUUACCAGCUUUGAACCUGCUGUUUAUGAAAACAUUGCAAACGAUGUUACAAAAGAUUCAAUUGUUGAUGUUAAAGGAUUUUUUCGCAAGUCUGUAAAAGUAAGAAUGGAAAAUGAUGAACAAGCUGUUCGGCGAUAUUUUUCAAUUGGUCCUAAAUUAGUUGAAGUGUUAAAAAAACCAGAUGAAGUAUAGGCUACUGAUUGAUACGAAAAUUUUCGACAAAUAUCUUUUUACAGAUAAUAUUUAAAUUCUCUGCCACAAAAAAACACCUUGGGGUAAUUCCUCUGGAAACAAUUUGUAAGCCACCAAAAACGCCGAAUUUUACGUUCAUGUGUGAUACUCAUUGUCAAGUUCAUUGAUUUGAACCAGAUGGAUCGGAGUUGAGCUUGAUGUCCACUGAUGAAUUGCGCUAAGAUUUAUUUGGUUAUUAAUAUUCAAGCAGCAAUGGUUUGAUUCCCAAGAUUUUCAUUGAACUUUUUAUUGUAUGAAACUUUUUUUGCUAUACACCGUUAUAUGCUUGAGCAUGGGAUGCUUGUUUAUGAUGAUCGAUUUUUGAAUGGUACAAUAUAAAGUACUAAAAAAUUUCAAUGCAAUUUAUCGUUAUCAGUAGAGGUGGCGAGAAACUAACUCCCAAUCCUUCCUCAAUGCCUUUGCGCUAGAGUGGAUCCGUAGGCGUAUAAUGCAAGAAUGCUGUAGUUGUAUCUGACCUCUCUACUAUGUCUAACCAAUUCUCUUUAAUAACUUGGAUAAAAUAGCUGUUGACAUAAUAUGUAUAUUCCAUAUUGUGAGGUCAAAACUAUGUGAGGUAGUUUAUAUGUAUUUACCGAAACUAAUCAGUAACGAAUGAGUUUCGCUGUUAUUUCUGCUCUUACAUUUUUACUAGAUUUGUAACUAAUCCAUGUAUUUUCUGGGAUUUCGAUCCUGAUUUUCUCAUACUAUGAUGAAUACUGUACAUUACUCCUUUUUAUUGUUCUCAGAUUUGUGUUCUUAUUUAUUGUAAGAAUUUCACUUCAAAUUCAAAACCCAAUUUCGAAGAUUCAACUACUUUUGCCUACUAUAGAAACACCUUUCGUUAAAUGUAACAGAAAAAUAGUCAUGGCAGAAAAACGAAAACACGAUGAAAUCGAGCAAGAUGAAACAGAUCCGGUGGUUUCCUUGCAAGACAUAAUCGAAGAGGAUACAGAGCUCGAAUCAACUGCAAAUGCCGUUCUUGGUGGCAGUGAUGAUCAGGAAUGCACUUACAAUGAAGGUUAUAUGAAAAGACAAGCUCUUUAUGCUUGCGCUACUUGCAAGACUACAGAUAGUGCAGGUGUAUGCCUAGCCUGUUCCUUAGAUUGCCAUGAAGGCCAUGAACUUUAUGAGUUAUACACGAAGAGGAACUUCCGCUGUGAUUGUGGGAAUGAUAAAUUCGAAGAUUUUAAAUGUAAUUUUCAUCCUGAUAAAGAUUCAACAAAUGAAGGAAAUACUUACAACCAUAAUUUCAAAGGUGUAUAUUGUACGUGUGAUCGUCCAUACCCCGAUCCAGAAGACUCUAUAGACGAUGAAAUGAUACAAUGUAUUAUAUGUGAAGAUUGGUUUCACAGUCGACAUUUGCAUGGAAAAGGUAUCCCAGAUGGUUCUGACUUUUCUGAAAUGAUAUGCCAUAUGUGUAUGGAGAAUAAAACUCAGUUUUUGUGGUUUUAUAACUGGGAAUAUACUCAUUAUGAAAGCGCUAUUGUUGAUGUCUUGGAAUCUCCAAGUAAGGACAAAAAAGAAGACGAAAUAAGUGAUAAUACUGAUUUGAACGGUUCUACGAAUUUGGUGAAAAUUGAAGAAAAGUGCAGUGAUGCUUCAACAAAUUCUGAGACAUUGAAUGAAAUAUCAAAUAAAGAGUUGCAAUCUACCACCAUUGAUAAAAAGCCCACUGCAAAUUCUAUUGUAACCACCAUGACUGAAUCAAAAGUAGAUGAAAUCAAUAAAGCAGAAGAGGUAUCUGUGAGCGAAAGUGAGGAUAAAAUCGAUGCUACGAACACAUGUGAUACAAAUAUAAAUCAAGCGAAUGAAAAGAAGGCUAUUAUCAAAUCUGAGGAAUUGAAUACAAAUGGUUCAGUUAAAAAAGAACCAAUUUAUAAAAAAGAAUUCAUUAAAUCACAAUGCAGAUUGGAGUAUUUAAAACAAGUUUACAAUGCAUGCAAGUUUCCAGACAGUGCUGCAUUCUGGCCCGAUGUUUGGCGUAAUAAUCUAUGCAAAUGCGAAAAAUGUAAAAUUCUAAUGAAAGAUUUUUCCUAUCUGACUCAAAAGGAUGACACGGUAGCUGAAUAUGAGGAAAAAGGUGCCGCAAAGCAACCGGAUUCAACAAUGGAUAAAGGGAUGCGAGCUCUUGGCGGUAUGAACCGGAUUCAACAGGUUGAAGUCAUACAAGGAUACAAUGAAAUGAAAAGUAAAUUGUCUGAUUACCUACGAACCUUUGCACAGGAUGGACGAGUAGUUACUGAGGAAGAUAUAAGAAACUUUUUUAAAAAUAUGAACGAAACUAAAAAACCAAGGCUUGGUAUUUCUCACUCAUGCAAGUAAUACAUGAAAACUAAAUGAAAAGAAUCAUGUUUCAAGAUUGCUCUAGUCUUCACAUCUGAAAUGAAAUACUUCGUAAAAAAGUUUCUUUGAUGCGUAUUGUUUUGAUAUGAUGUUUCAUGAAAAAUGUUUCCCAGAAGCGUUCAUUUUCAUUCUUUCUCUGUGUUUGAAUGUUCAUUCAGGACAGUAUACUUCACAGAAAAUUGAUGAAUCGUUUUCUAGAUGGUUUUGAUGAGUUUUUUACAUAUACCAGUAAGUUUGGUGCUACCUUUACAGAAUACGUUUUCUUUUAUUAA